CCCGAGUCGCCGUCGCCCAAGCCUAACCGCGCUUCUCUCCUUCUCGAUAACACCUCUCCCUCUCCUCCUUCUCCUUCUUGUUUUGCAUGCCAACGUUCUCUAGUACACUGGUCUAUUGACCACCAUGUGGAUUUUCUGCAUCUUGAUGCUUUCAGCUUCCUUUGCAGACUCGUUCUCAUAGUCUUUUGGAUUCGUGUGAUUUUCCCUCGGGCAGUCUUUCGUAUCUUUUCAUCUACACUAUAUCAACAACCCCGCCCUUAUCUGUCUCGGGUGUCUUUGUUGCUGCAGCGUCUCCGCUCCACGCACCCUAUUGUUCUCAUUGUCAAAUCUUUCAAUGCCAUCGUCUGUUGAGUCCACUUCGAACUGGGAUUUCACGGCGGUGCUCAACCUCCUCCGUACGCCUACCUACGGCAGCGGCUCCCCAGUUGCACCUUAUCGCCACCGUGAUCCUCCCCCUGCUUCCCAGGCUUCCAGAGCUGUAACCCAGGAUGAGUCCACUUCAAGCAGCAUUCAGCCCAGUCAACUGAGCUUGAGCUCCCUUCCUAAACUCGGUGACUUCGGUCCACUCUGGAAUCACUUGGGAGUGUCUGGCAACCUGUCUUCCGGUGCCGACAUUGAGCUUGAGGAUGCACAAGGUUUGUCUCCUGCAUCCUCGCCACCCACCACCAAGAUCGAAAUUCUACAGCGCCCUUCUUCCAAAAACGUGACCUUGGCAACUACCGACCAAGAACUUGCUCGGACGUCACCUAAACCCAUACGAAGCUCGGGGAGAGCUUCCAAAGCUCAAGCCCAGGCUAUAGCUGAAACAUGCAAGGCCAACCACAACGAUGCAUCAACCAAAGCUACGCACGACCUCAGCUCAAGCGAGAGCACCGCAUGUGCGGACUCGGACGGUAGUUUGAGUGUCUUCGAUCCUCCUCUCAGUAUCAAGAAAAGUAUCCUAUCUUUGGUUCCCUCGCAAGUGGGUGCAGCGAGUGCUCUGGUCGAUCCAUACGAGACCCCGCCAUCUUCCUACGACGAGUCGGUGGAGUCUCUGACUUCGAGAGUUGUCAAGUGCCAUUCUAACCCCGACCCGCUACGUAUCCAGCCCAUCAGUUACAAGUCGACUACGGAACGGAGAAUUGGUCUCUUGACCAAGUUGUUGAAAAACUUCCCGGACUAUGCCAACAUUGUCGCCCAAGCAAAUCGGCCUGCGAUCUCCAAGAGGGACAAGACUUCAAUCCCCCCUAUUCACGUGUUUGUGGAUAUGUCUAAUAUUAUGGUCGGCUAUCACGAUACCGUGAAGCUCUCUCGUAAUAUUCCCGUCAAGACGCGCAUUCGACGCUUACCGUUGUCUUUCCAGAAUUUCUCUUUGAUUCUUGAGCGCGGGCGGCCCACCGCCAAGAGAGUCUUGGUUGGGUCUGACCGGUUUGCUGCCAUCCGUGAAGGGGAACAGCUCGGUUACGAAACGAACAUCCUGGAUCGUGUGCAUAAGGUCAAGCACAUGACUGCCCGUCAAUUGAAGUUUCGAAAGAAUCAUCGGACGGGUCCCCACGACUCCGGUAGUGGUUCGGAAACGAACGAAGGGCCGGAGGAGCGUUGGGUCGAGCAAGGUGUGGACGAAAUUCUACAUCUGAAGAUUUUGGAAAGUCUGCUGGACACAGACGAACCCUCCACCAUCGUCCUUGCCACGGGAGAUGCGGCGGAAGCCGAGUUCUCGGGCGGAUUUAUGAAGAUGGUGGAGAGGGCAUUGCGACGCGGGUGGACCGUGGAACUGGUUAGUUUCACUCAGGUAACUAGCUAUGCUUAUCGUAGGAAGGACUUUCGCGCAAAAUGGGGAAGUCAAUUCCGCAUUAUAGCGUUGGAUGACUACAUCGAGGAGCUCCUCGAUAUGUGAUAAUCACUAGUAUCUUAUGUCAUGCACUUACGCACGAGCAUUCAGUUUUC
This is a messenger RNA of Aspergillus saccharolyticus JOP 1030-1, 1926 nucleotides long. Its product is annotated as NYN domain-containing protein. Bases 335 to 1876 code for a protein of 513 amino acids. NCBI's taxonomy places the organism in Eukaryota, Fungi, Ascomycota, Eurotiomycetes, Eurotiales, Aspergillaceae. Gene Ontology annotation, biological process: protein import into nucleus. Gene Ontology annotation, cellular component: nucleus. The transcript is spliced from 2 exons. The record is from RefSeq and is a predicted model, not a curated record. Gene Ontology annotation, molecular function: guanyl-nucleotide exchange factor activity; small GTPase binding.